CAAAUCUGCCAACAAAUGUGCUAAGAGAUCUCCUUUCUAGACUUCAAAUACCUUGUACAGUACUGUUCCUGAAAACCUUCGUCUGUAUACAUAGAAAGUGGAGAGGAUUGAUGGGACUUUGAGCAAGCUCUCCUGUACAACUUGGACGGUUGAUUCACUUCAAAUUUCAAGCAAAGACAGUUCCAGCAAAGGAUGUUCAAGAAGAACACAUCUCAGCCCUAAUUGCGUAUUCGAAAGUAGUAUACGGAAUCUCAGACGGAGAGCCAUAAUAUUGCAAGCUCUAUAUCAUGACGUGAAUCCAAAAGUGGAGUCUGGAACUGACGAACAUGGUCUCUGGAGUUUUGAAGUGCCAAGUCAGUCCAGUUGCUGAGCUGAAAGGAGGUACGAUGAGCUUCCUCAGCUUAAUGAACAGGUUCACUAGAUACAACCUUAUGUAGAUCUCGGGGCUCGCGAAUGUCCAACGGAACUAGCUCUCCCGAUUGCAGCAUUUCAUAAGCUCUCCUCAGGGAUUCCAAGGUUUUCACAUUUUCUCUGUGAGCAUCCGGUUUGCACGACGAGGGCUAAUAAUGGCAAUUAGCACCCCACUGUCAAGCCAGUUGAUCAACUAGCUACACAGCCGUCACGUUCCUCGAACCAAUGGUAAAGGGUUGCAACAAAUCUGUCCACAAUUUCACACACGGAAGGCUACAAAUUCCCGUCACUUGCUACAUUCAGUAUCGAGAAUAGGCCAGAGCAUAUCUGCCGUGGUAUUCAGCCGGCUCUGAACGUGGAUCAACAAACAACGAAGACAAAACAAACUUCCAUCCAUGUCAGAGAGAGUGUCACACAUGCGGUAGGGUUCUCCGGAAUAGUGGGUAAGAAUCGCUCCGGUGCCUGAACUGGAAAUGUUCAAAUUCCUCCUCCAGCGACAUUAUAGCUCCGGUAGAUAGUAGGUGCUGUAAAUGGUUGGAUAUCCGGCGCACCGAAGGGUUUGCAGAUAUCCGGUGCAACACAGAGCUCCCUCGCAUCAAACCCUUGUUGAUCACUGAUAUGUCGAAGGCAGAAGCGAGUGGACCUGGUAACAUCGCGAAGAGGUGGCCUUAUCAGGACGUGAAAGUCAGCACACGUCAGACUUACUAUUAUUUUUUGUUUUUACCCCGCGGCUUCGUUUAAAAGGAAUGUGCGGAGUUUUCAUUUUGUCCAAUUUCUUUUCAGUUUAUUGUGCCUAAAAAAAAUCCUGCUUUUAGCGAUCCAGCUUCGCGCUGGAGAAGCCAGAGGCCAGGCCGAGCCGAGCGAUUGAGUAGGAAGUGGCCUUCAUUUGAUGGAGAAAUCGUCCCAAAUUAGGAUCCAAGCGGAGGGAGGAAAUCCUUAGCAAGUUGAAAGGCUGAGGAGCAGAUAUAUCUGCGGGCUUGUGCGUGGUUGGUGGUGGGAGUGUAGAGAAUAUGCACGAAGGAUGUAAUAUGUGGAAGUAGAAACAGGGGCAGAAGUCACGGAGGGAGGGAACGGACGAUUGUGUAGGGUCGUAGAUGCAUACUUACGAUCUCGCACUGGUUUACAAUCUUAGAGGAGAGGUUGAUUGCUGGUUCCUUUGGUGCAUUUGAGGUCGAUCAAUGAUUAUAUCGUCUUGUAACAUUAUCAUUUUUCUGUCCUGGCAUCGGGCGUGUGUGCUCUUGCUGCUGACAUCGGCGUCGACUUGUGCGCUGGUUUUGACGAACCCUGGGGAUAUCUUACCUCUAGUACGAGGAGAAACCCUAUUCGAAUGCGGGAAGUUGGCAUGGCAGCAAAAUGCCCCACAGCAAUCUAAGCCUCCGGGGCAAGUUCAGGAUUCGCACCGUGCAGCGGGAGAACGAGAGAGAAUUUGUGUUAGCAGGUGAACGAUCACUAGGGACAGAUUUCUUAGGCUUUCCAGAGCGGAGGAACGUUUGCGGAGGAAAAAUAAGGCGAAUAUUUAGUAGGUUGUGAAAGUACAGGGUGGCUGAAAUAGGGGCGUGAGAGUGCAGAAUGUGCAUUCUCUGUGUGGCGUCAAGGUGGUCCCGGCGCAUUGUUACGAUGCUGCCUUGGCUCAUCAUCCCCCUCAUUAUUUUAUGGGCGCUCUCUCAGUUGUUGCCUCCUGGAUUCCGUUUUGAGGUGACUUCUCCAAGAUUAGCCUGUGUAGGUGUGUUAUUAAUUAGUUUGGGAUGGUACGAGCUUGCAAUGCCGCGCUUGUCUAUGUGGCGUGCAAGACGUAGUGCUCUUCUGCGAGAAAGAAGAAGGAUCGAAGCACAGGAAGCUGCGAAAUGGCGCAAGGAGGCAACCAGGCGGUGCCGCAACUGCCUCUCAGCAUACCGCGACCAGACACCUGGUGGUGGGAGAUUUAUGUGUACAUUUUGUGGGCAUGUUUCGAAGAGGCCAGUUCUGGAUGUGCCAGGAGCCUCAGCAGGGGUGGGAAUUACGGGAGGAAUGGCCCCAGGCGGGCCGUUAGGAGCUAUUCAGCCUACAAAUGGUGCUGGAUCAGUACCAGGAGGUAUCUUUGGAUCAAGAAGCUCACGAGGAUGGGGUGGAAGGGGCUGGCCUGAAAGAGGAGGCUGGGUGUCAGGGGGCAGAGGCUGGACAGGAAAUAAGGCAUGGGCUGGAGCACCGGCCGGUGUGGGAUGGGGAAGCGCGAAUGGGUCUUGGGGUGCAACGAAUUGGCCGGGAAGGAGUUGGGCAGGUGCAGCAUAUUGGGGAGGAGGAGCAGGGGGUCCGACUGGUGGUGGAGUAGGCGUUGGAGCAGGCACCUGGGCAGGUAAUGGGUAUGGUGGGGGUAUUUUUGCAGGAGAGAGCUGUGUGGCAGGCGAGGCUCAUCAGGGUGGCCUUUUCUUUGCCCUUUACAAGGGUUUUUCAUUCGUCUUUUUUUGUUUAAGAUGGGUGUGGAGAAAGCUGUGGAGAGGAGAGAGACCCGGGGAAGAUGGAAGCGUGAAUGGAGGUCGGAGAGGUGGACAAAGGAAAGGGGACGAAGGUGGAGUGUCUCAAGGAAGCAGGGGUGACAAAGCACGAAGAAAGGCCGAGGAGAAGCGACAGGCACGGCUUGAAAGGGAGCAACUUGAAGCAGAAGAGAGGAGGCAACGAGAAGAAGUAGCACGCCUUGUAGAGGAAAGACGAAGGCAACGUGAUGAAAAGCUGGAGGCUGAGAAGGAGAACGAAAGAGAAGCUGCCGCUGAGCGUGAGCGAGAACUUAGGAGAGAACGGGAUGCAGAAAAACGACGACUAGAAAAGGUCAAGGAAAAGGAUAAGGAACUGGCAAAGGAAAAGUCGAGGGACACCGACUCAGAAGACUCGAAGAAGAAAAAAGAGAAGGAUCACCCGGACAAGAAGAGUGAUGGGGAGAAGCGUGUAGAGGUUGAAAAGAAGCCCAGUUCUGUGCCAAAUGGUGAGGUGAAGAAACCUUCGAAAAGUUCAAGAGGAGGAGGUGUAGAAUUAGGGUGCAAGGGGAAUGACCUCCCGGUCAAAGCAGGACCUGGAGUUUGUGGGAAAUCUGGGAGUACGAGAUACUUAGGUCCAGUGAAGGGAACAGGUGUGUCGUCCCUGAAGAAUGGAGUUGCUCACCAAAAUAAUACAUCAUUUUGGGGCAAGGGAUUAACAGGGGGUUUACAUCCAGGAAGCAAGGCUCCUAAAGCUGCCUCCCUUUCCAAUUCUAAUCAACCUGCGGGAAGUAGUGCAUCAGGGAUUUCAAAUGGAAAGCUGACAGACAGCUCAUACUCUCCGUGGAAUAGGAUGCCUUGGACUAAGGUUUGGGGAAAAAGUAGUCAAUGUCCAAACGAGAGUAGCGUGGCGCCACUAUCAGGACCCUCGAGUUUGAGUGCGAGGCCGGAUGUUGUCAAUCAGACAGGUGGAAAACCCCACAUGAAUGGCUCCAGUGGGAGUAGUGUCUCUGACCUGCCACAUUCAACUGUGGAUGCGAAACAGCAGGCUCCGGUUUCUUCUCAGUCAUGGCAACGCCUUUUUUCAAACAACAACGCUCCAUCUCCACCUUCAAGUCUCGAAACUCACCAGGAGCCUAAGCAGCCUGUGGAGCAUACAAAGUCCUCUGUAGAUACCCCGAGUGCUCCUUUGGAAUCACACACCACUCUGAUUUUUGGCCAUGGUCUUCAAGGAUCUAUAAUCACGCAACCCUCAUGUGUGGUCGCUCCUGUCGGACCACCUGUACAUUCAUCUGCUCCUUCCACUGUACCAACUUCUUCACCUUCAGUUACAAGCAGUGUCGCUAGUUCUGUCUUCACUCCUGCCCACGGUACUCUUUCAUCAAAAAUGUCUGUGUUGCCUCCUCUUGUGGCUCCUACCCCAAUAGGGAAGCCACUACAAGUACCUGUUCACACGCCUGUAUCUGGCCCUCUGCAUAUGCCUGCUCCCAUUCAGGUGCCAGUUCCCAUAACUAGCCAGAGCCAGACCCAUGUGCCGCAGGACCAACUGCCACAGCUUCUGGAACCUUGGGGGCAACCUCCGUUAUCCCUAGAUGAUCCUAAUGAAGUACAGUCUACAGGGGACAAGUGGCAGAUGUGGGACACUCCACAGUUGGACCAAAGGCAACUGCCCAGCUUGGCAGAACCCCUGCCUUGGAACUAUCUGGGCAAUAGUUUCAUGAACUCACAGAAGGACUCACUAAGGACUCUCUCCCAUUCCUUAGAACCUGAAAACCAGUUGCCGGCCUCCCUUUUCUCUCCACAUCAGCAUGUGGGUGUAGGUUGUAGCAGUGGUGAAUUUUUGACCCCGUUGCCCGUUGGCAAUAGCCAGAGUCUGUGGUCGGAUAAUUCUGCCUUUGAGUCUGCCUUGCGAAUAUGGGCUGAUUCUGAGUCGCUUCAGCGCGUACCACCAGAGUUUGUUGACUGCAUCACGCAAGAGGUCAUGCAGGACCCUGUUAUAACUGCUGAUGGCCAUUCGUACGAGCGUGCAGCCAUUGAAAGGUGGCUCCAGACACAUGAUACAAGCCCUAUCACCGGAGAAGUUUUGCCACCACCGCCUGGCGGUUAUGGAAGUGGUGUAGAUAAAACUUUGCGUCCUAAUCAUAUUCUGCGGGGUCAAAUCAUUGAGUAUCGAGAGAACAUGGCACGUCAAAUUGCUCGAGGGCCUGUGCAGGAGAGUACUAGAGACAACAGCUGGUCGACAGUGGGUGGUUUAGGUCUGGGCAACUCAGCAUGGUCUACAAUGCCAAAUACAGAAAGACCACACAUCGGAAGCAUUUAUACAACUCCGGGUGCACAGUCAGUUUGGUCCUACAAUGGACCUCUGAAUUCAGUGCUGCCUUUGUGAUAUAUACAUUGAAGAGAGAAUGACGUGGCUUAUGAAGUUUCCAUGAAAUGUCGUGAAACAUCCUCCUGUCCUCUGGUCUUCUGCACAAGAGCUAUCUUUGUCUGUCAGGUGGAUGUCACUAUAUAUUAUGGAGUGUCAGUGGAUGAUUAAGGGCGAGUUUGUUAUGUGUCUGGAUGUUUAAGUGAUGUUCAGGUGAACUUUCAAAAUCAGUUCGGCUUUCCUCCG
Molecule: messenger RNA, 5469 nt
Organism: Marchantia polymorpha subsp. ruderalis
Lineage: Eukaryota; Viridiplantae; Streptophyta; Marchantiopsida; Marchantiales; Marchantiaceae
Source: the annotation of a GenBank genome assembly